Messenger RNA from Aspergillus aculeatus ATCC 16872, 2220 nucleotides. RefSeq names its product putative JmjC domain protein. The record is from RefSeq and is a predicted model, not a curated record. The transcript is spliced from 2 exons. The coding region runs from base 1 to 2220 and encodes 739 amino acids. Lineage: Eukaryota; Fungi; Ascomycota; Eurotiomycetes; Eurotiales; Aspergillaceae.
AUGCCCGCACAGCGUCCUCGCGCGGCUUUUGAACCGCUUUCCCCAGACCUGGACCUAGAGGCUUUAGUGGAAUCGUCGCCGAACUUCGAGUUUGUUACCAGGAUUCACUGCGAUGCUAUCGAUCAGAAUGACUUGGAUGAUUUUGAGAAACUUGUUGCACUUCAGGUUGUUCGAUUGGGCAGACCGUUGGUCAUUGAGGGUUUUGAGAAAAGGCUGAAUCAUACCCUUUUCUCCGAGAAGUGGCUCAGGGGCCAUUAUUCUGCAAAGACGGAAUAUGCGCGGAAUCUAAGUACAAAGACCGACUUGCCUCUGACGAUAGGACAUUAUCUUAAAAAUAUGUCGCUUCUUACUGAUCAAUGGACACCACACAACUACAAAGACCCUGAUCGGCAGCGGAUAUAUCUUAAAGACAUUGAUUGCCCCGCCGAAUGGCAUGAUGAAUUGAAAGAAGUCAUACCGUCGCCGGUCUUUUAUCUCAACAAGGCCCACUCGAACGUUCCGGUGGCCAGAGCUGGUGAUUUGAUGAGCUGUCUUCCUCCAAAUGCACGUGCAGAGAAUCUUAUGUGCUACAUCGGCCAUGAGGGAACCUAUACACCAGCCCAUCAAGAGAUGUGUGGCAGCCUCGGCCAAAAUAUAAUGGUUGAAGCAUCGGAUGGUUCAGCUGAAUAUGGAAAAUAUACUAAGCAAGGAUCUUCUAUCUGGUUCAUGACGGAGAGCAAAGACCGCCGUGCUGUUUCGGAUUACUGGAUGUCCACGCUUGGUCAUGACAUUGACAUCGAGGACCACUUCGCACAGAUAAACGCUUGGAAAGCAGCCCCAUUCAAAACAUACGUGGUCGAACAGAGACCAGGAGAUUUCAUUCUCAUACCGCCUCUAGCAGCACAUCAGGUGUGGAACCGCGGAACGAGGACAAUGAAGGUUGCUUGGAAUCGGACCACCGUGGAAACCCUGGACAAGGCAUUACAUGAAGCUCUACCUCACGCAAGAAUGGUUUGCCGUGAUGAACAAUAUAAAAACAAGUCCAUCGUGUUCUACUCGCUCGAACACUACUCCGCCGUCCUUAAAAAAGCCCAGAAAUCCGACAUAAAUCGCCCGACCUACAAGAAACUGUUCAAGGAUUUCCAGCAGCUGUUCAGUUUGUACAACGAGGUACUUCUUUCUGAAUGCUUCGGCAGCAAUUUACCCGAACAGGAUGUCGAGUUUAUACCUUAUGAUAGCAAUAUCACAUGCUCCUACUGUCGAGGAAAUAUCUUUAAUAGGUUCCUCACUUGUCCGAAUUGCGUUACCCCCUCUAUUUCGGACGAGGACGACGCGUACGACAUCUGCAUGGAAUGUUAUGCGAUGGGCCGAAGCUGUGUUUGCAUAUCAGCCCUCAGAUGGGCUGAGCAAUUCGAUUGGAACGAACUCGAAGCGAAGCAUGAGGCUUGGAGGCAACAACUCCUUAAAGCCAAGUCAGAUCUUGAGCAGACAUACUUGCCUUUGGAUACACAAAGAGAGCGACUGAACAAAAGGACGCUGGCUGAAAUUUGCCAAAAAGAGCUAAGUAGGCGGCCUUGGGUCGAUAUCAGCAAACCAAUCGUCCAGUCAGAACCUAUGGAUGGGAAAGAUAGCGACACGGAGGAGAUCGUCUCUGCACGCAAAAGACGAAAAAUGUCUCGGGGAGAUCAAACAGAGAAGGUUGGUCGCUGUCACAUUUGCAGAUAUCUUGAACCACUGUGGAACCUUGCCUCAUGCACACAUUGUGGCAAGUAUUAUUGUUAUGGAAGUCUCUAUAGAGCUUUCAAUAUGCUUCCACAACAGACAAUGGAGGUUCUGGAUUGGAAAUGCCCUAAAUGCAAUAAAAUUUGCAGUUGUGCUGCCUGUCGCCGGGAUCCGACGAUGCGCCCUUUCGAGCCCACAUGCAUGUUACUCGGCCAUGACACCCGGAAAAUUGCGGAUCCGCGUAGCGUGGAAAGUCUUGUAGACUUCCGGCAUUCGAAUCUACGCUGGUUAAAGAAGGCUGCGGAAGAUGAGACCGAUGGACCGAAGGAGCAUCAGCCUCAGCAUCACCAGAAUGAGGAUGAACAGCACAAUCAGCUGGCACCUGGGCAGGGCAUCCAACUAGAGGAGUCUUCUACAGUCCCAGAAUUUUCGACAGACUAUGAAGGCAUUCCGGUAGAUCCUGCUCUGGAGAGAUUGCUGUUACCUGAGGGUGGAAUGUCUACACCGUCCGGUAAUUAG